AUGACGUUCUUUUCCGGCGUUACCUUUACAUUCCUCGUCGCGUUUACCCAUUUCCCGUUGUUUUGUUUGUACGUCGUAUGGUUUAAGAACGGUCUCAUGCGUUUUGAAGCCGCGAGGGAGGCGUUGGUGACGCGAGGCGUUAUAAAAAGAAGAUCAUCACAACAACGGGGGAAGAGCAGAAUUCGGGGAAACGCAACGGAAUUGGAGCGGAAGAAUAACGACGACAUCAUCGCAGAGCAGACGGAAGAAGAAGAGAAAGAGGAAGAUGAAGAUGAAGAGGAUGAUGAAAAUGCUUAUUUAUACCCGGAAAGACCGAUGCUCCCGCACGUGUUCCCGUCCGUGUGUUUGCAAUUAGUCAUAGACGGGGCCAACGACUCCAACGAUCAGGUGACCGAAUCCAUCGAUUCGUUGUGUUUCGUCCAUUGGCCGAGGGAUUUACUCGAAGUGCACGUGCUCGAUUUAAGCUCGGUGAGAACGAUGGAUGAGAGCAGUAAUAACACGACCACCUCUACCGCGGGGAUGAGUACGUUUGAGAACGCGGCGGUGAAGUGUGCGGCGAGAUGGAGAGAACGCGGCGUCAUGUGCGACGUGUUCAACGUGAGCGAGUUCGAGACGAGUAGUGCGAGCGGCGGGUCUUUGUUUCGGACGCCGAGCGGGAAUUUGAAAGCGAAUGAGAUGACGCGCAAUAACAGUAAUAGCAGUAAUAAUAUUAAUAAUAAUAGUAACAAUAAAAGGAACGAUAUAGAACAAGGUGAAAGUGGAACGGCGUCCUCGAGCGGACGAGAAGAGAGGUCGCACAAAAUCGUCAGCUUUGGCAACGCGCUGGAAAAAGGACGAUUGAAAACGCGCGCCGAAAUUAUCGUACCCUUUACGAAAGAUUAUUUGCCAGACCCGGAGUAUUUAGAGCACAUUAUCCCGUCGUUUUACGUGCGAAAUACGUCCUCUUCCGCGGCGUCGAAUUCGAUGAAGAAGAAGUACGGAGGUUCCGCGGGCGGUUAUUUACAAACGAGAGAUUUGCGCAUCGCGUGCGUCGUGCCGAACGCGAGAUUUGAGAAUAGUAACUUACAAACCAACACGUGGUUUGGUGUUCGGGCUAGAUGCUCGAAACAAACGUCAAUGACUACGAUAUGUGCAGAAAAAUCUGGAUGCGCGUUGUCCAACGCCAUUCCGGGAACGGCGUUCGCUUCGAGCGCGCUGAAAACAAUCGGCGGCUGGGAUACUCGCGUGAACGGCGCCGUACCUGUAGCAGAUGCCGGUAUGCGCGUGUGGUUGCACGGUCUGAAAGUUGCGCUACCGCUAAGCUCAAAAUCGUCACCGUCUGCUUCGCGACGAGAAGUGUUAUCGGUUCGUGUGCCCGGUAAUUUCGCAAACUAUUGUGCCAAGACAUACUACGAACAUCGAAAUUACGCGAGUUUGACGCACAAACACGCCGUAAAUUGUUUAUUAGAAGCCAAUUGGGUCGUUACGAACGAUGCUCAAAGAUCAGUAGCAUCAAGAAGUGGCGUGAAUAUGAGUAGCGGCGCGAUGAUGCCGGGUAUCGACGAGAAUGAAACAAACGACGUCGCAACCAGCGCGCGAAAGAAAGCGGCGAAGAAGUACGCCGCGUUUCAUGGGUUAACGCACCAAGUGUUGAGUACUCUGUUGUCUUUUUGGUGUUUAUUAGUCCUACCGACGGCAUUUCUCAAAGAAAUUUGGCUCGGCAACGCCGCUUACGUCGGAGGUAAUGUCAACGCGAACGUUUUGAUUUGGUUGGUGUACAUCUUGCCGUGUCUUUCGGAAAGACUGUUCGAUCUUGCGUUCGCUUUGAAAGCGACGCCACCGUUACCGGGCGAGAAGAAUAGAUUCUUGACGAACUUUGCGUUCGCGUUCUUGGCUAAUUUAGCGACUUUACCGGCGAAAUUUGCUGGAUGUUUUAUUGGAUUGACUUUACCGCUGAGGAAAACCUUCCGAGGCGAUAAGGAUGAAUCGACCACGCCGUUCGCGGUGGCAGUUUUCGAGACGGCAGUUUCGUGCACCGCGUGGUGGAAUUGCGUCAAAAUCAUCGCCUGGACGGUCGAAGAAACGUUUAGCGAGUUUUACUUCACCUCCGUGGUGAUGUUGUUGUGCAUUGGAUUCGCUGGUUUGAUUUCGAGCACCGCCACGGUGAACAUUUUGAAGCAGUUUUCAAUCAUUAAACACGACAUCAAACGAGAUGGGGUGACCGCGGUGACGAAGAAAAAAAUGAAUUUGAAAAAUUUGAAGAAGCAUUUACGCAUGCGCCCUCCGAAAGCGAGCGGAGAGGAGAAGCAAGGUUUGUUAGCCUCGCAAAGAGCGAAGGAAGAGGAGGCGUUGCGCAAGAAGAAAUCCGCGGCGGCGCGCGUGGAUUUAGAUGUUCCUUUAGAAGGUGUCAUCGUCAACGCGCCAUCGUCGGUAGACGACGGAGAAGACGACUUGUUGUUACAAAUAGGCGCGGUUAAAUCGUCGAAUAAAUCGAAACAACAACGAGCGGUAGAUAAAGCGAGCGCUUCUUCUUCGGCGCCGAAAUCGAGAGGCGGUCAAACUGCUUUAGGCAUGGUACAGUCGCAGCCAGGAUCUGUAUACGGGCGCGAAAUCAUGCACUCGUUCCAAACGGACGGUCGAGUGUAUCAACAGCCCGAUGGGUCUUCACAUGCUGGCGGAGUUGGUGGUGGUGGCGGUGGCGGUGGCGGCGGGCACGAUAACUACCGCACCGUGAGCGGUAGUAGCAAACCGAACGCCUACGCGCCAGUUUCCGAUGUCUUUGCGCAACGUGCGGCGAUUAAAGCGUACAAGAAGAUGCGCCAACACGACUUUGACCUAGACAAACACUCUCAAGCGGACACGCGCUCGAUGCUUUCGAACCAAUCGGAAGGGAAUUUGCCCUCGCACCUUCGAUUCGGUUCGGAAAAUUCCCAAGCGCUUGAUUCACAAAUCGAUAUGUUUGACGAGCAUGGGAACUACAUAGGUAACGUCGGUACUGGUGAGAGUAACAUUGAUCCAAUGUUUGUUCCAAAAGAUAGCGAAUACGCAUCGAGCUCUGACGAUGAUUCUAAUCGCUCCGACUCCGACGAUUCCAACGACGACGACCACCACCACCAACAACACCGUCGCAGAAGCGGUAGGCGAUCGAACGAAGCUUCCCCGCAUCGCGUCCGAAGAACUUCGUCCAAGAAAAACUCCAACGCCGCUACCGAUGACAGCGCGUACGUCGGGGGCAAAGUCAACACCGCCGGUUUAGCCAUGGAGAAAAGCAGUCCUCCGUCUAAAACGGAUGUUACGAACACGAGUAGUGGUGGUGGCGGGAAAUCCGUCAUGUCUCGCAUCAAAACGACAAUAAGCGCGAAUGCCUUGGCGAACCUCGGCAAAUCCAAAAGUAAAGACGAAAUGACGAGUAGCGCGACGACAAAGAACAACGAACAGUCAACCCAGCGCUCCCCGCGCGCCGCGUUUGGUGAUUUCGUCCAACCGAACCUCGGUAAGAUUUCCAUCAAAGCGAACGGCAUGGGACGGAAACCUCCCAUCUCGCCCAGGAUACAAGACAUCGACCAAGUCUACGACGACGCUUUACCGCAAAGCGUUUAA
Molecule: messenger RNA, 3579 nt
Organism: Bathycoccus prasinos
Lineage: Eukaryota; Viridiplantae; Chlorophyta; Mamiellophyceae; Mamiellales; Bathycoccaceae
Exons: 1
Coding region: 1-3579 (1192 amino acids)
Source: RefSeq, a predicted model, not a curated record